UGAGGCUAGGGAUAUAUGGAAAGGCGGACUAUUACUAGUGGUCCACGGUUGCAGAUGGGUGGAUGGAUGGAGGGUUGCAGGUGGUCACGAUUCACGGUUGUGCAUUGUUGCAUUCACCGCUGCUGCUGCAUACAUAUCCGACGUGUGAGGCUCUCUCACCGCUAACUCUCGCUUCUUCUCCACGAUCCCCACAGUGCACACACACACACACACACACAAAACUUGAAGGCUUCGUUCGAAAUUCAGGCUUCACGCAUUCGCCGCCAAGCCCUGCUGGACGUGCUGAUUGCCAGCAGAGAGCUCGCCGAAGCCAGGAUCGAGCUUGCCAGAGCAUCGAGAUUUGGACCUGUUCAAGGUUUGCCGCGAAGGAUGACUAGGAUGCGCGUUUUCGUAAAUUAAGGAGAUGCCAGUUCGUGACCAGCUGCUUGUGAGUUGCCAUGUUUUGGUAGAUUAUGUCAGCCAGCAUACGGGACGUGGGACGUGGGAUCUCUGCAGCGGAAAAAGCAGCAGCAGCAGCAGCAGCAGCAGCAAGAGCAGCGGCAGGAGUGCAGCAGAGCAAUGAAAAUAUGAUUCCG
This is a messenger RNA of Lindgomyces ingoldianus, 575 nucleotides long. RefSeq lists its product as uncharacterized. The transcript is spliced from 2 exons. NCBI's taxonomy places the organism in Eukaryota, Fungi, Ascomycota, Dothideomycetes, Pleosporales, Lindgomycetaceae. Bases 63 to 377 code for a protein of 104 amino acids. The record is from RefSeq and is a predicted model, not a curated record.